Messenger RNA from Dromiciops gliroides (monito del monte), 3237 nucleotides. RefSeq names its product centrosomal protein 57 like 1 (gene CEP57L1). NCBI's taxonomy places the organism in Eukaryota, Metazoa, Chordata, Mammalia, Microbiotheria, Microbiotheriidae. The record is from RefSeq and is a predicted model, not a curated record. The transcript has 11 exons. Gene Ontology annotation, cellular component: centrosome. Bases 143 to 1540 code for a protein of 465 amino acids. Gene Ontology annotation, molecular function: microtubule binding; identical protein binding; gamma-tubulin binding.
AAGCUACGAGAGGGUUGCCUUACGCGACCGGAACUACAUCCUCCAGAAGGAAGCGCGGCGUUGCCUAGGAAGCCGACUGCCUAGCGUUCCAACGGCUCUCAGGAAGCGAAACGAGUUGUGGCUGGCGGCGAGGAACCAGAUAAUGUAUGCCGAAUUGAAGCACAGUAUGAUAGGAAGCUAUCGUGAACCUCCAGAUAAAAUAACUGACCCUUCAUUUGCAUACUGUGAAGCAGCCACUCAGAAUCAUCUGCCUAAGAAGUCACAACCCCUUUCUACUCCAAACAGCCAUGCUCUUUUGUUGGCCCUGAAAACUCUUCAGGAUAAGAUUCAUCGACUAGAGUUAGAAAGGACACAAGCUGAAGAUAAUCUGAACACCCUUUCCCAAGAAGCUGCAUUGUAUAAAAAAGCCUUGCAGAAUGAAAAUAAUGAGCGAGACUUGGUACAUCAGGAACUGAUAAAGCAGAGAAAAGAUAUAAGUGCACAGCUCAGUGCUGCCCAGACUCGUUGUUCUAUUCUGGAGAAACAACUGGAGCUCACAAAGAAAAUGGUUUUGAACGCGGAACAAGAAAAGAACCUCACCGUAGAACAACAACUUCAGUGGGAAAAGGGUCAGGAUCAGAUGAAGCUGAAUGCAAAACUUGAAAAACUUGAGGUCUUAGAAAAAGAAUGUGUCAGACUAACAAGUACUCAGAAGACAGCCGAGGAAAAGAUUAAACAUUUAGAGCAAAAACUUAUUGAAGAAGAACAUCAACGUAAGCUAAUUCAAGACCGAGCUGCUCAGCUUCAAACUGGACUUGAGAUCAAUAGAAUUUUAAUGUCUUCAGUUCUACCUUCACAACAAACCAAGAAAAAGAAAGCUGCAAAGGGCAAAAAAUGUUCAAAGAGAGGACUUCAGCAGACUCAUUCAAAGUUUGGUGCUGUUGGAAAGUCUCCCAGUGAAAGUCAUUUUGUGAAUGCAAGCAUGCAAAGCAUCUUGAAUAUGAUGAAACAUGGCAACUCGCCUUCCCUUCAGGGAUGCCCUGAAGCAACUGAACGAAGGGCUAUCAGUAAGAGAACUGUCCGAUGCAGACCCACAUCCUCUUACUCUAGUAAAUCCACUUCAGUUGGUGAUGGUUUGACUGACCUAGUGAUGGCUAUGCAAGAUGAACUGGACCAAAUGAGCAUUGAACACCAAGAACUUUUGAAGCAAGUACAGGGAAGCCCAAGACUUUCAGUCAAUGAAGAAAUAGAAUAUGAACUGGAAUGUUUAGCUAGAAAAAUGGAGAUGAAAGGGGAGCAAAUAUGCAAACUGAAGAAAUAUCAAGACCAUGUAAAUAAACUACAACAAAAAUCUCAAAACUCAGAGAGUGAAGAAUUCAGCAUUCAGCCAGAAAAUGAAAACCAUAAAGGAACAAAGACGGUGCCAGUCAUGGUGGUCACCAGAAAGGGCACAAAUAAGACUAAAGCUCCUCCGAAAAACUGCAGCUGUCAAAUGCCACAAAAGUGUUUCCAAAAGAUACGAAUGACAUUGAGGAAAGAUGACGUCAAGUGGGAACAGUAGAGCAAUGGUGUAAAAUUCAAUUUCAAUGAACCUUGCUGAUCAUUGGGAAUUUUUAAUUGUCUGAAGUAAUUUUAAUGUAACUUUUAAGAAUUUUCUAAUUAUGUUUCAUGCCCAUAAAGUAUUAAAUCGUAAUAUUUUUAAAAGUGAAUACUGAGUGACUUGCUAGGAGUUCUCCAGACUAAAUGGUUUCUUAUUGAAUACCAUCACAUGAUUUCAUCACAUCUUAGAAAAAUUAUUUUCUUUUUGGACACGUCUAGAAUGAAAUUUUAGAAACAAGUAUUGGCAAAAUUCAUUCUUAAAUAGACCUCACAAAAUUUAAGAUAAGGAAUUUAAAAAUCUCUAACCUUGAGGGAAAUGGAAUUAGUGCUUCUCUUCAACUUCAUAUUAGAUCUAUGAAUUCAUCUGUUUUGGAGAAGAAGAAACUUUAGAUUAAAAUGUAAUGAUCUCCAAAAACAACCCCCGAUCACCUCUUCACUGUUUUUACAACAUAACAUGCUUCACCUCAUAACAUCCUACAUCCUUAAUUUUGCUUGUGUUAUUCCAUAAUCUUGGAAUGUUCCUCUUUCGUCUCUGACUGUCCAAAUCCUACCCAGUCUUCAAAGCUCAACCCAAAUCACAUCUCCUACUUGAAAUCUUUCCCAGUCACUUCAAUGGUUUGAAUGUCAUUUUUGCCCCUUUUAGUAUCUAUUGUCCUAAGUACCUGAGUACACUUAGUGUCUUUGAGCCUUUUUCUUCAUCUCUAAAAUUAGAGGACUGCUAACCUAUGAGACUCCUUAUAGCUCCAAAUUUGUGGUCUCUCCUUUCUUAAACUCCUUACUCUACCCAGUGUCUUCCAAAAUUGACAAUUGUCCAGGCUUGGGACAGUAUUAUGAUUCCACUGUAGAAGCUUCCUUUCUCCACCUCUGUUUCUACUUUACAAAUAUCUUUGCUCUGAUCCUCCUUGGCAACUUUUAUUACUUUAAAUGAAUGUUUUAUUUAACACUUAAGGUGGAACAUCAGUAUAACCAAAUAAACUUGCUGGAGUAAUUUUAUUUCACUAUAACAAGUAUCCAUUUUUAAGUCAUUCAUUCUCAGUCUUCAUCGGGGUAUUUUUUGUCUAGUCCCACAUAGUUUUCCUCUUAUAUGGGAAUACUUAGUAAGCACUCAUCUGCUUCUGAUUUUCAUUUGUUUUGCAUUAUGUCAUAAAGCUGAGACUGCAUUGGGUAGUGGAUAGAGAGCCAGAAAGAUAUGCGUUCAGGUCUCACCUCUGACAUUCUGACUGUCAUUCUGCAUAAGUCACUUAACCUCUCAGUACUCUGGGCAAACCUCUCAGACUAUAAGUUGCAGAAAAGGUGCUCCAGGAGUUUCCUCAUCCAGGAGUUCCCUAUUAAAUUAUUGCUCUAGUUCCUGUCCCUAUUAUUUCAUGAACAUCACCCUUUUAUUUACUGUUCCUGUUCUUUCAAAAUAUUAAUUUUUUUUGAGUCCACAUCCUGCAAGUACAUCGGUUGGGGUUAUAUGAGCUUCAGAACUAAGGGGGUAGGGAAAGUGAUUCCCAAAAGGAAGAUGAAUAAUAUCCAGGGUAAAGAGGAAUUAGAAUUCACUCUGGCUAUGGCAAAAGAAUUUGCCAUACAUUGUCUUUUUUUGUUGUUUGUUUUGUUUUGUUUGUUUUUUGUUUUUUUGUGUGUGAAGCAAUUGGGGUUAAGUGACUUGCCCAGGGU